Molecule: messenger RNA, 879 nt
Organism: Periconia digitata
Lineage: Eukaryota; Fungi; Ascomycota; Dothideomycetes; Pleosporales; Periconiaceae
Source: the annotation of a GenBank genome assembly
ACAAUGGCAACAACAACCACCGCCCACCCCUUGAGAAUCCUCAUAACCGGUGGCGCCCGGGGAAUCGGCCGAGGCCUCUUCCGCCAUUUCCUCCGCGCAGGCCACUCAGUCUACAUUCUCGACUCCAACGAAUCCGAACUAGCACAUGUAAGAACACAAGCCCCAUCGUGGAUCCCAUCUCCCACCUCAUCAUCGACGCCAAAAUGGAAAGCAGCAUCAUGCGACCUCAGCGAUCGCAAGCGCAUCACUGAAACCAUACACGACGUACGCGACGUCUUUGACGGAAAACUCGACGUCCUAAUCAACAACGCCUUCGCGACGCCACAUACCUGGUCUGAAGACCGGGGUAUGGAGGACGGCAUAGAAGACGCCGACGACGCCGUGAUGCGUGAAUGGGACACCAAAAUCGCGGUUGGGCUUACAGCCCCGUUUUUACUGAGUAGGCUUUGUGUUCCGUUGCUCCGUGCAGGCAAUUCCACGGCCGAUGGGGCAUCUCCUGGGACUAUUAUCAAUAUUUCUUCGACGCGCGCGUAUCAGGCUGAAGUUAACCACGAGGCGUACUCUGCUGCAAAAGCUGGGGUUUUGGGGCUUGGGCAGGCCAUGGCGGUUUCGUUGGGGGAGAGGUAUGGGAUUCGUGUUAAUGCUAUUCUGCCUGGGUGGGUCCAUGUUGAGGAUGAGAAUGAGGAGGCAGAUGGAAAGGGGGUAAAGUGGGAGGAUGGGUUAGGUGAGGAGGACCAGAAGUGGCAUCCUGCUGGGAGAGUUGGGAAGGUUGAGGAUGUUGCGAAGGCGGUGGAGUAUCUGGUUGGGUGUGGGUUUGUUACGGGGCAGGAGGUUGUUGUUGAUGGGGGGGUUGGGAGAAAGAUGGUUUACCCCGAGUGA